AUGCCCAGCACGAUUUUCCGCGAAAAGAUCUCGAGUCGGCUGCAUAAAUUGGUUGCGAGUUCGCCACGGACGCAUGUGAUCCUGAUCCCAUCGCCGCGGGAUCUACUGGCCAGUCAGGUAGACUAUCCACAAGCCGCCCUGAAUAUCAAAGAUCCGGAACUCGGCUUGUUUGGAAGGAAUAUAGUCUGUUUGCCGAAUCCUUCAAUCAUCAGCAUCAAUGAGGUCAUCAUCGGAAUCAAUAAUGUCGACGUCCUGAUGCCUCUUAAAAAAGAAGAAUUCUUCAAACAAGCUACCGUGGUCGUCGAUGAGGAGACUGCUCAAGAGGGGACAGAUCCUAACGCUACGAAUGUUAUUUGUAGAGCUUGUAGGCAUGUGAUGAGACAACGCAGCUUUUAUCCCCUUUUCCCACACGCGAUCGGGAUCGGAAUGGAUGCGAUUAACCUGGAUGUGACCCAUCUAGACCUACUCAAACACGACACAGUCGGCGCGGAUAUCCUGAUCCUACCCACGAACUUUACCGCAUUCGUUAAGUCGAUCGAUUCGACGGUCGUCGUUAACCCCAGACACUGUGCAAUCUAG
Messenger RNA from Puccinia graminis f. sp. tritici CRL 75-36-700-3, 579 nucleotides. RefSeq lists its product as uncharacterized. Gene Ontology annotation, biological process: DNA replication initiation; DNA replication. Bases 1 to 579 code for a protein of 192 amino acids. Lineage: Eukaryota; Fungi; Basidiomycota; Pucciniomycetes; Pucciniales; Pucciniaceae. Gene Ontology annotation, molecular function: DNA binding. Gene Ontology annotation, cellular component: alpha DNA polymerase:primase complex. The record is from RefSeq and is a predicted model, not a curated record. The transcript is spliced from 3 exons.